GCGGGGCCUCUGCUCAAUCCACUGCCUCCUGCUUGAGUGUCCAGAGAUCUCUAGGACGAGUCACAAGCCAGGGCCGUGGACCCGGAGCAGCCUCAUCCAACAGCCGCAGACUUUCUGCUGACGCCAACUACCUGCCCACAGUGCCAGUGUCGCCCCCUGUCCUGGGCGGAGCCACCUGCUCUGAUGGACACGCCCGUGGAGGAAUCCCUCUUCCAAAUCAUCCAUUGCUACCACCAUUAUGCUGCCCGGGAGGGGGACGUGGAGACGCUGUCCCUGGAUGAGCUCAAGGCCCUGCUCCUGGACAACGUGCCCCGCUUCAUGGACAGCUUGGGCCGAAAGGAGCCUUACUACAUCACGGAGCUGUUCCGGGCAGCAGAUAAGAAUCAAGAUGACCAGAUCUGCUUUGAGGAGUUCCUCUACAUCCUGGGCAAGCUGGUGAAGGACUACCACCUGCAGUACCAUCGCCAACUGUGUGCCCACUACUGUGCCCAGCACAACCUCUACUAG
Molecule: messenger RNA, 507 nt
Organism: Sorex araneus (European shrew)
Lineage: Eukaryota; Metazoa; Chordata; Mammalia; Eulipotyphla; Soricidae
Product: protein S100-A15A
Exons: 3
Coding region: 184-507 (107 amino acids)
Cellular component (GO): cytoplasm
Molecular function (GO): transition metal ion binding; calcium ion binding
Source: RefSeq, a predicted model, not a curated record